Molecule: messenger RNA, 462 nt
Organism: Penicillium subrubescens
Lineage: Eukaryota; Fungi; Ascomycota; Eurotiomycetes; Eurotiales; Aspergillaceae
Product: RidA family protein
Exons: 1
Coding region: 1-462 (153 amino acids)
Cellular component (GO): mitochondrion; cytosol
Molecular function (GO): deaminase activity
Source: RefSeq, a predicted model, not a curated record
AUGUCAGCCAACGGCCAGUCCUUUCUCCUCGACCCUGAGAAGCCCGCGGGGCUUACCCGCUAUUCGCACGCCCGUGUAGUCGCACCGUCUACCCAUCACACAAUUUAUAUCUCGGGCAUUGCUGCCGUGACCCCCGAGGGCACAUAUGAAGGCGUCAAGGAAAAUGCAGAUGGAUCUUUCACGAUAGACGUACGAGAACAAACGGCGGCCGUCUUGCGCAGGAUUGACAGCAUCAUCAAAGGGGCUUCCAAUGGAAAGGCAGAUCUCCACAAUAUCGUGGAUUCGACCGUCUACAUCCUGGAUAUGAAGACACAAUAUGCCGACAUGAAUGAGGAGUGGAACAAGAUUUGGUCCGAUCGUGUGAGCGCUCCAAGUCGAGCGACAAUUGGGGUGAAAGAAUUGCCCGAUCCUCGUUUUGCGGUGGAAAUCAAGGCAACGGCAAUUUACAAGGUUGAGAGGUGA